AUGAGCACUAUGGUGAAGCCGGACAUCCACAGUGAUGCCGAGACAAUGUUGACAGAGCACAGUGACAUUGAGACCAGCUCCACCAGGCCUUCGCGACCCCCUUCACCAGCCAAUACGGAGUUCGCCGAAGCCGAUGCCAAAGUCAUCGUGCGAAGCUCAUUCAUUGAUUUGGACGAUCAAUGCAUGCAGCGGGAGUACAGAAGGCUGCGCAGAGUGAUGUCAGACAGCAUUCUGACAGGUUGGUUGGAUGUACCGGCAGUGUAUGAACCCGGGAAGUUCUCCGAUGAGCGAACUCAGAAGCAGAUGAUCGUUGAUGACUCUGAGUCAAAAUGGAAGAAUCCCGAAAGCAAAGCCAGUGGAAAAGACUUGAAUCGAGGCAAAGAUCGUACCACAGUCAUGUUGCGCAAUUUGCCAAACAAUUAUACCCGUGAGAUGCUUCUGACGAUGCUUGAUGAUCAUGGCUUCUCUGGCUUGUAUGAUUUCGUCUACCUUCCAUGUGACUUUUGGCGAGAUGCUAAUUUGGGUUACGCCUUUGUGAACUUGGUUGAUUCUCCUGCAGUCGAUCGUGCCUGGAAGAUGUUUGAUGGAUUUGCGGCAUGGUCUUUGCCAACAUCUAAAGUUUGUCAAGUCAGGUGGAGUGGGCCACACCAGGGCUUCAAUGCUCAUGUAGAGAGGUAUCGCAACAGCCCUGUGAUGCACAAGAGCGUUCCAGAUUCGUACAAACCCGUUGUCUUUAAACAUGGUGUUCGCAAGCCCUUCCCCAAGCCGACCAAGAAGGUUAAAGUCCCUACGGGAACUUUUUGA
This is a messenger RNA of Durusdinium trenchii, 804 nucleotides long. NCBI's taxonomy places the organism in Eukaryota, Dinophyceae, Suessiales, Symbiodiniaceae. The record is from the annotation of a GenBank genome assembly.